This is a messenger RNA of Gadus macrocephalus (Pacific cod), 636 nucleotides long. Its product is annotated as salivary glue protein Sgs-3-like. Lineage: Eukaryota; Metazoa; Chordata; Actinopteri; Gadiformes; Gadidae. The record is from RefSeq and is a predicted model, not a curated record. The transcript is spliced from 5 exons. The annotation marks the transcript as partial.
ACCAUCACCUCCACCCCCACCACCACCUCCACCCCCAACACCACCCCCACCACCUCCACCACCAUCACCACCACCACCACCACCCCCACCACCACCACCACCACCACCACCCCCACCACCACCACCACCACCACCACCCUCCCUCCCCCCACCACCACCACCACCAUCACCAACCCCACCACCACCACCACCACCAUCACCAACCCCACCACCACCACCACCACCACCAUCACCAACCCCACCACCACCACCACCACCCCCUCCACCACCACCACCACCAUCACCAACCCCACCACCACCACCACCACCACCAUCACCAACCCCUCCACCACCACCACCACCACCACCACCACCAUCACCAAUCCCACCACCACCACCACCACCAUCACCAACCCCACCACCACCACCACCACCAUCACCAACCCCACCACCACCACCACCACCAUCACCAACCCCACCACCACCACCACCACCAUCACCAACCCCACCACCACCACCACCACCAUCACCAACCCCACCACCACCACCACCACCAUCACCAACCCCUCCCCCACCACCACCACCACCACCACCACCUCCACCCCCAUCACCACCACCACCACCAUCACCACCACCAUCACCAACCCCACCACCACC